CAAAUCCCUCAAGUACGGCCGACCCGAUCCUAAACAGGGGAAAGUUUCUCAGGUCAAAUAGACUAUUUGACGUCGCGGGUCGGCUGAGGUCGGACUAAUGAGAAUACAAAAGGAGAGCCGUCGAACUGUUCGAACCAGCCAUGGGUGUGACCAUGUAUCCGCUGCUCCAAGCUGCAAUUUCACUCCUGCUCGUAGGCGUCUACUUCUUCUCAAGACAGACAGGGAAAUCCAUUCCGGAUCUGCCAGGUCCCAAGUCAUCGUCGUGGCUAUACGGAAACUUGGUCGAAUUGCUCCUCGCGCCGGUCUAUGGCCAGUAUGAAUUUGCGUGGCUGAAACAAUUUGGAAGCGUGUAUCGGAUACGGGCCUGUUUUGGGCGGACUCAAAUUGUACUGGGGGACCCAGUAGCCAUGCAUCACGUCUUCAACAGCCCAAACUACGAUCAUGCGCUCCCCCUUGCAACAUACAUGCGUAUGGUCUUUGGAAUGGAUAGCGUAGAGAGUGUCAGAGCUGCGGGCCCUCAGCAUCGGCAUUUACGCACUGCUCUGAAUGGGGUUUUCACCGCUUCUGUGGUCCAAAGCUACGAAGCUAUCUUCGAGCGAGUUGCUGAAGGCAUCUCGGAACAAAUCGACUCAAGCCCGACUAAGAUUCUCGAUUUCGCAGAGAUUCUCUCUGCUGCAACAUUAUCUGCCAUUUCGCUAGGUUUCUUCAAGGACACAUGCCGCUCUGUCGAAGAACUUGAUCCGGAGUUCGUCGAGCUCAACACACAUCUUUUGCGGACUGCGGCGAGAUCCUCAAAAGGAGACCUGCUUUCGAGCGAUUUCACAAGCAACUACCUCCCCCGGCGCUUGGUCGAUUGGCUAUUGAGUUUUCGGGUCGGGACAAUGGACGCAGUGAACCGCGGUCGUGACCUUGGCUUGGCGCUAGGACGCACGCUUGUCGAGGAUAAAUUGCGCGCUCAGGCAUCCAGCGAGAACCAAGUAACUGACGAUGUAUACGAUCUACUUCUAUGGGGGAAAGCAGGAACGGCGACCAAGAAACUCAGUACCGAAGAGCUCAUAGCCCAAACCUCCAUUCUCCUUGUUGCCGGUCAAGAUACUACGGCGAACACGCUCGUCUUCUGUCUGAUAGCUCUCGCCCGAGACCCCUCGCUCCAAGACAAACUUCGAGCGGAGAUACUCGCUCGUCUGCCGGGCCAGCCGUACAACCAGCUCCCGCUGCUCAACGCAGUCAUCAAAGAGGCUCUCCGGAUGUUCCCGGCCGAACCUCUGACCGACCGCCUCGCGUAUGCAGACGACGUCAUCCCUCUUUCUGAGCCGAUUCUGGAUCGCCACGGGCGGAAGAUCGACUCGAUCCACGUUCGAAAGGGACAAGUAGUGACGAUGGCCAUUGCCUCGUACCAAAGAGUUGCGUCCCGGUGGGGUCAAGACGCGAUGGAGUUCAACCCGAUGAGAUGGCUCGAGGGAGGCUCAGUCCAGACCAGCGACAUCAUCGGUCCCUACGCCAAUCUAAUGAGCUUCAUCAGUGGAGCGCGAACCUGUGUUGGGUGGCGUUUCGCCGUCAUGGAGAUGCAGAUCAUCCUCUGCGAGCUUGUCAGCAAAUUCAAGUUCACCAUCCCACCGGGAAAGGAAACUGUCGUGCGGGUAGCUCAAACCCUGAUUCCGAUAAAUGACAAAACGGGGGAGAAGUGUGCAAUGCUGCAAGUCGAAUCCAUCUGA
Mycena citricolor is the source of this 1715-nucleotide messenger RNA. Lineage: Eukaryota; Fungi; Basidiomycota; Agaricomycetes; Agaricales; Mycenaceae. The record is from the annotation of a GenBank genome assembly.